Molecule: messenger RNA, 1167 nt
Organism: Caenorhabditis bovis
Lineage: Eukaryota; Metazoa; Nematoda; Chromadorea; Rhabditida; Rhabditidae
Source: the annotation of a GenBank genome assembly
AUGAUUGUUCUCGACUCGCGCGCCUCACCGGCAACGCAGGCGCAGCAAAUCGCGCAACCCUCGUCGGCUAAUAUGGAAAUUAACACCGAGGAAAUCCUUCAAUGGAUCAUUGAUCUGAAGGAUCCGCGUAAACGUGAGACGGCUCUUCUCGAGUUGAGCAAAAAACGUGACAGUGUUCCUGAUUUGCCCGUUUGGUUGUGGUAUUCGUUUGGCACAAUGACUGUUUUGCUUCAGGAGGUUGUUGCCAUUUACCCAGCCAUAAUGCCUGCGAAUCUUACUGCGGUUCAAUCGAAUCGUGUCUGUAAUGCACUUGCCUUGAUGCAAUGCGUUGCGAGUCAUCGCGAAACUCGGGCGCCCUUCCUUCAAGCACAUAUUCCGCUAUAUUUGUACCCAUUCCUUCACACUACUAAAAUAUCGCGCUCGUUCGAAUAUCUUCGUUUGACAAGCCUUGGAGUGAUUGGGGCUCUUGUCAAGACCGAGGACAAAGAUCAGCUUCUCACCGUCAUCAAUUUUUUGCUCUCCACUGAAAUUAUUCCAUUGUGCCUUCGAAUCAUGGAGCAGGGAACCGAGUUGUCGAAAACUGUUGCCACGUUCAUUCUGCAAAAAAUUCUUCUUGAUGACACCGGUCUUUCUUAUAUUUGUCAGACUUACGAGAGAUUCAGUCAUGUUGCCAUGAUUUUGGGUAAAAUGGUGUUGAAGCUGUCCCGUGAGCCAUCCUCACGACUUCUGAAGCACGUGAUUCGCUGCUACAGUCGUCUCAGUGAUAACCCACGCGCACAACAAGCGUUGAAACAGUGCCUUCCUGAUCAGCUCAAAGAUUUGACGUUCAAAGCGUUGCUCAAAGAGGAUCCCAGUAAUAUGAAUUGGCUCAGAAAGCUUAUGAAAAAUUUGGAAUUGGACGGGGUAAUAUUGAAAGACGAGGAACUCUUGGCUCUAUCAACAUUCGUGCCGGUCGAAGCUAUCGGCAGCCACAAGGCGAGCGACCUCGAUGUCGACAUUGACGAUGAGCUGUUCGGAAAGAAGCCGCCGCCAGUGACGAAGGCGGCCGCGCCACCGCCACCCCCGCCGCCGCCACCGCCGCCACCGCCGCCACCGGCACCAAAAGCUUCUGGAGGAAAGUAUCAAUACAAGAAAGCGACGACCUACCAGAAGACGUUCGCCAAGUGA